AACUUUAGUGUGCAGAAAGGGAUGGAAAAAACACAAAGACAAAGGGAUCAGUCAAAAGCUGAGGCUGUUAGAUCAGGAACAACCAUCAGACCAUCCAGAGAGAAGCAAGUUUGUUACAUCAGCUGUAGUAGUGGAAUACCCGUCAUGUUAUUGGCACUGAGUGUUUUGCUGCUAAUACUCCCUGAGUCUCUCUCUGUUCCAGUCAGAGGUCACUGCACUACAGGCAAAAACAAACUGCUACUAAUCAGCUUUGAUGGGUUCAGGUGGGACUACGACCGAGAUGUGGACACUCCAAACCUGGACAAAAUGGCUGAGGAAGGAGUCAAGGCAGCAUAUGUCACUCCACCUUUCCUGACCAUCACCAGUCCUACACACUUCACCCUGUUAUCUGGAAGGUACAUUGAGAACCAUGGUGUGAUUCAUAACAAUUGGUUCAACACAACCACACAAGAGAAGAAACAAUACUACAUGACACAGUUUGUGGAUGAAUACUGGGAUAAUGGCAGUCUACCCAUUUGGAUCACUGCUCAAAGACAGGGUAAAAAAACAGGAUCCUUACAUUUCCCUGGCACUGCUGCCACUUACGAGAAAGAAACAAUCCAAGUGAAGGAGGUCGAACCAAGGUUUUAUGACCACACCAAUGAGACGGCAUGGAGGGAGAAAGUGGACAAGGUCAUGAAGGAAUGGUUUAAAGAUCAAGACUUAGAUUUUGUCACUUUGUAUUUUGGCGACCCAGAUGAAACUGGCCACAAGUAUGGGCCUGAUUCACCUGAGGUCCGCAUGGCAGUCAAGAAAGUUGACCGAACUGUGGGCUACAUAAGGGAAACUGCUGAGAAACACGGACUCAGUGACCAUCUGAAUAUUAUCAUCACAGCUGACCAUGGAAUGAGCACUGUCUUUAAAGGAGAGCAAGUAAAAGAGAUAAUACUCACCGACAUCCCAGGAUUCUCCUUGAAAGAUUUGAAAUUCCACAUGGUGGACUACGGACCUUUUGGGCUGCUGUUACCCAAAGAAGGGAUGCUUGAAAAGGUUUAUCAAGCCUUGAAAGGAGGUCAUCCAAACCUUCACGUUUACAAGAAAGAGGACAUGCCUGCUCGACUACAUUACUCCAAACAUCCACGUAUCCUACCCAUCGUUCUCUACGCAGACCCAGGAUAUGUCAUCAAUGGGUUCUACACAUUCCAGACCAAUAAAGGGGAACAUGGCUAUGACAAUGAGGUCAUGGACAUGAAGCCUUUCUUCAGGGCAGUAGGACCAGAUUUCCACAGAAACUUGUUGGUUGGACCAUUUGAGACUGUCAACGUUUACCCUCUAAUGUGCCACUUACUAGGGAUAAAGCCAGAAAUCAAUGACGGGUCACUGGAUAACACCCAACACAUGCUGAUAUCCAACGGAGAGUCAUGCGAUUCUGGAGGCGAAUCUGGAGAGGUCCCCAAGUCAAUUCUUCAUAACGUGUUUGUUGGUCUUGCUGCUGUGGCUGGAUUUUUAUUGGUUGUGUUUGUUGUUGUUACAUCCUACAACAUGUAUAAAAGAUUGAAAGUGAAUAAGAGAGCGAAAGUCAUGGAUGAUGAGGAUGAGAUAAAAGCUGACUCCAAGCAAACAUCGUUCUAAGAGGGACAUUUACUUAUUCUUGAAUUGCUUGUCAUUUAAUACUACAAGGGGUUAAAAAAAUCUGAGACCACAUUGAGACAAGAUUUAGGGCUUUUUUCCCUACUUAAAACCUGGACAUAAAAUAGAUAAAUAAAGUAAGCAAGUAAGUUCAAGAGAAAAAAAAAUGUUUUAAGUAUUUUUUCAUAUUUUCAUAUUUAAGUAUUCAUGUCAAGGCAUCUUGAGUACAAGUGUCAUCAAAAAUAAAGAGGAACAGACUGUACAGUACUACGAUAUUUAAAAGUUCAUGUACAUUUUUCAAUUAACCCUUCAUUCAUAUUGUUAUGCUGAUGAAAUGUUCCAUUAAAUUAGAAAUGCUGAAAAUAUCAUUUGUCAUUUUAAAAAGUUGUUUUAAAUUGUUUAAAAGCAAACUGCAAAAUAGAAGCAUUUUGACUGGU
This is a messenger RNA of Cyprinus carpio (common carp), 2045 nucleotides long. Its product is annotated as ectonucleotide pyrophosphatase/phosphodiesterase family member 7-like. NCBI's taxonomy places the organism in Eukaryota, Metazoa, Chordata, Actinopteri, Cypriniformes, Cyprinidae. The record is from RefSeq and is a predicted model, not a curated record.